Messenger RNA from Penaeus chinensis, 1261 nucleotides. RefSeq names its product trafficking protein particle complex subunit 4-like (gene Trs23). The transcript is spliced from 5 exons. Gene Ontology annotation, biological process: endoplasmic reticulum to Golgi vesicle-mediated transport. Lineage: Eukaryota; Metazoa; Arthropoda; Malacostraca; Decapoda; Penaeidae. Gene Ontology annotation, cellular component: TRAPP complex. The record is from RefSeq and is a predicted model, not a curated record. Bases 128 to 781 code for a protein of 217 amino acids.
UUUCGUCCACAUCGUUCUUUAAUCCAAACAUACAUAUACCGUUUUUGGUCAAUGAAUAUUACACAAGCCGGAGUUAAAAUCAAAGUGUCAAAAGUGAACACCAAUCUCCACCACAACAGAAGCAAACAUGCCAAUUCACAGUCUUUAUAUCCUGAGCAAGUCUGGGGGUCUGAUUUACCAGCUGGAUAACAACAUUCCAACUAUAGAAAAUGAAAAAACAUUUAGCUUUCCUCUUGAGGUUAAGCUUGAGGUGCAGAACAGAAACAUCAUGGUUGUGUAUGGUCAGCGUGAUGGGAUUAAAGUUGGACACACAUUAGUGUCUGUGAAUGGCAUGAAGGUGACAGGCCAACAACUUGAUGACGGACGUGAUGCCAUGCAGGUUCUCGCUAAUGAGGCAAACUAUCCUAUUAACCUGAAGUUUGCACGACCCAAGUUGACCACAAAUGAGAAGAUUUUCCAGGCAUCAAUGUUUUAUCCUCUUUAUGCACUGGCUUGUCAGCUAAGCCCAGAGACAAGAAGCUCAGGGAUAGAGACUAUUGAAAGUGACAACUUCAGGAUGAACUGCUUCCAGACACUAACAGGAGUGAAGUUUAUGCUUAUCUCCGACCCCAAACACGCAGGCAUAGAUACCCUUCUCCACAGAGUAUAUGAAAUCUACUCCGACUUUGCCCUCAAGAACCCCUUCUAUUCCCUAGAGAUGCCCAUAAGAUGUGAACUCUUUGACGAACACAUAAAAUCCACUCUUGAACAGGCCGAGAGAUUAGGAAUAAGUAGUAUAUGAAUUGUUUGGUACAUUAUUAUGGAUGAGAGUAACUUGUAUAUCACCACAUCGUAAAGGUUUAUGGUUUUCAUCUUCAUGACUGUAAUUAUUAUAUACUAGAAGUGAACUUGUGCAUGCAUCUUUUUCUCGCAGAUGUGAUUUAUUAUGUUUAAAGUGAAUAUUCUGGUACUGAGCACUGUAUCAAGGAAGAUAUGCCAACUGUCUGUAAUAUAUAAAAAUCUAUCUUGAUCGUAAAUGCUGACUCCACAAUGACUGAUUGGAGUUACCAUGAUGAAAUAUAAUUUGAUUAUAUGAUUGUUAUUUAGAAAAGUAAAGGAAUAUGAAAGUAGGCUGUAUAUUUCCACAUAUAUAUAUUUUUUUCUUUCUCUUUUUCUUUCUUAUUUUAUUGAUUGCAGUUUGGUAAUAGUGAUGUAUAUUUUGAGAAGUUAUUUCAAGUUGGAUUUAAUCAUGAAAGUGUUGAAAAGAAAUAUUUAAAUUACA